This is a messenger RNA of Auanema sp. JU1783, 261 nucleotides long. The record is from the annotation of a GenBank genome assembly. NCBI's taxonomy places the organism in Eukaryota, Metazoa, Nematoda, Chromadorea, Rhabditida, Rhabditidae.
AUGAAGUCCUUUCUUUUCGUACUUUUGAUUCUUUCCUCUUUGGUAUCCACCAAACAUCAUAAACCUUCCAAAGAAGAUCAGUUGAAAGGGAUGAAAGAAUAUGCCAAGGUUUGUAAUCAUGAUCUUCUCAAAGUCGCUCAACAUGACUAUACCACUCAAAUCGAUUCCUGUGCUGAAUUUAACUGCAUUUAUGAAAUUCUGGAGAAAUUGAACAACACUAUGCCUGUAGAACAACGCAACAAGAGUUGUAUUGUGUUUUAA